CUCCCGUCAGCUGACAUUUUAUUUAAGUAAAAAAAUUAUAGGCUGUUUCAGUAAAAUUUAACUUAAAGAAAUAAAAUGGCUUUGCAUUCGGCUAUUAAAGGAAAAUUAAUAUCUGUCAUUGGUGAUGAGGAUACCUGCGUCGGUUUCCUUCUCGGAGGAGUUGGAGAAAUAAACAAAAAUCGCCAUCCAAAUUUCAUGGUAGUCGACAAAAAUACUGCGGUCAGCGAAAUUGAAGAUUGCUUUAAACGCUUUUUGAAGCGCGAUGAUAUUGAUAUCAUCCUGAUAAAUCAAACAUAUGCCGAACUUAUUCGUCACGUCAUCGAUGCGCACACUUCUCCAGUACCAGCUGUUCUUGAAAUCCCAUCAAAAGAUCAUCCUUACGAUGCCAGCAAGGACUCCAUCUUACGACGUGCACGCGGCAUGUUCAAUCCCGAAGAUUUGGUGCGCUAAAGGAGUCACGUAUUACAAUUUAUUUCUUUAAUGUUGUUCAAUGUUUUACAAUACCUAUAACAAAAAAA
This is a messenger RNA of Drosophila arizonae, 518 nucleotides long. RefSeq names its product V-type proton ATPase subunit Vha14-1 (gene Vha14-1). Lineage: Eukaryota; Metazoa; Arthropoda; Insecta; Diptera; Drosophilidae. Gene Ontology annotation, molecular function: proton-transporting ATPase activity, rotational mechanism. Gene Ontology annotation, biological process: proton transmembrane transport. The record is from RefSeq and is a predicted model, not a curated record. Gene Ontology annotation, cellular component: proton-transporting V-type ATPase, V1 domain; membrane.